Fonsecaea monophora is the source of this 570-nucleotide messenger RNA. RefSeq lists its product as hypothetical. The transcript is spliced from 3 exons. Lineage: Eukaryota; Fungi; Ascomycota; Eurotiomycetes; Chaetothyriales; Herpotrichiellaceae. Gene Ontology annotation, biological process: Arp2/3 complex-mediated actin nucleation; regulation of actin filament polymerization. The record is from RefSeq and is a predicted model, not a curated record. Bases 1 to 570 code for a protein of 189 amino acids. Gene Ontology annotation, molecular function: actin filament binding. Gene Ontology annotation, cellular component: cytoskeleton; Arp2/3 protein complex.
AUGCCGGCGUACCACUCCAUCUUCCUGGGCGACCAGGGCGUCCAGCUAAUAGGCAACUUUCCGCUCCUCCCGCUUCGCACGAAAACCCGUGGUCCAGCAUACACCCUUCCAGCUCUUCCUCCCAAUGUUGACCCCCUCGACGUCGACCCGGACUCCGAGUCCUACGAUUGCCUCGACGAAAUCCUGAGCUUGUUCCGCGCCAACACUUUCUUCCGCAACUUCGAAAUCAAAGGUCCCGCAGACCGCAUGCUCAUCUACGGCAUCCUCUUCCUGUCGGACUGCUUGACGAAAGUAAAACCGAACAUGGACUCCCGUGCGGCCGAGAAGGCCCUGAUAAACGGAGCGCUGGAGCAGUUUAGCAUUCCAGGGGAGCCAGGAUUCCCGCUCAACCAAGCGUAUGAGGCACCGAGAGACCGGAACGAGGCUGAGGCUUUGAGGAGUUACUUGAGUCAAGUGAGACAGGAACUGGCAAUCAGGCUGCAUGCUCGGCUCUACGCGGAUGGAAGCAAUGUACCGAGCAAGUGGUGGCUAAGUUUCACAAAGAGAAAGUUUAUGGGGAAGAGUUUAUAG